AUGAAUGCAAACUUAAAUGUAAAAACUGAAGAUGAAACGACUGCAUCAGACAACAAUGGAGUUCUCCUUCAAAUUGACAGUAAUGAUUCAAUAACUAUUGAAAAAAAAUUACGUGUCGAAGAUUUUCGUCUUCUGCGCGAACGAUUCAAUCGUGAAACAGUUGAUGAUACUGAUAUCACGACAAAAACAGAUGAUAAAAAAAGUGGUUCCUUAAAUAAAGAAGAAUUUAUUGGAUCAUUUGAAUCUAUAUUAGAUUUAAUUCAAUAUAAAAAUCAAUUAGAAAAACUAUUUGAUAAACUUAAUUCAAAAGAAACAGGGUUGAUUAAUUGGAAUGAUUUCUGCACAUAUAUGCUUCAGUUUUAUCAAGAAGAAGAUUAUGCAAAUACUCUUCGCAUAUCACCGUUUAAUAAUGAACCGAAAAUUCGACAUGUCCCUCACAAUAAACAAGAAUUAACAGCGAAAAUUCUUCAUUUAGACAAUCCAGUUAGAUUUAUUAAUAUAAGCAAAGAAGGCUAUUUGGGCUUAUGGACACCAUAUCUUAAUCUAGAAAGAAUCUAUACGGUGAUUGAUGAACUUGAUGAUGGAACAAAUGGUACUACAGGUGUCAUGGGACAAAAUCGUCGUCGAGCUGGAACAUGGAUAACAGAUGCCAUUUAUAUGCCAGAUGUACAUAAAUUAGUGCUAACAUCUACUAGUAGAGAUUUACGAUUUUUCACUAUUACAAGUGAAACAUUUCUCGAAGAUUUUGUAUUAUUUGGCAUAAAAAAUGUGCCAACUUGUCUUGAAUAUUAUCCAAGUCAACCGGGUGGUAAUUCUGAAUCAUCUUUAAUAUUUGGUGAUGACUGCGGAUACAUUCAUAUAUUAUAUUUUAAAAAUCCGCUUAAUUCUCUAUUUGAUCCAGUUAAACGAAAAACAGAUACAACGAAAUACGAUAAAUUAUCAGCAAAUCCAACACAACGUAUAUUUUGGGAUGAAUUAAAAGAACACGAGAAAUUUGUAAAAUAUCAUAGCAUGGGUGCUAUUCAUCGAGAAUAUGUUCGUAAAAUACUUUAUUUACCACAUAAUAAUUCAAUCAUUGCUUCAAGUGGAGAUAAUCGAAAUUCUUUGAUAAUUACUAAUAUAAAUAAAUUAAAGAAACCUUAUAUUUUUCGAUUAUACAAAGGUUGUGAAUGUUUUGAUUAUAGCAAAGAAUUAAACCUUUUAAUAACUGGCGGUGCUGAUUAUCUUGCACGCAUUUGGAAUCCGUAUGUAACACAAAAAAAUAUAGCCAUUCUAGAAGGACAUCAUGCAGCAGUGAUUGAUAUUAAAAUUAAUGAGCGUUUAGCUCAAUGUUACACAUUUAGUUACGAUGCUAUGGUCAAAGCAUGGGACUUAAAAGAAUUCUUUUGUCUUCAAACCAUUUCUGUUCGAUUUCCAAGUACAUUAGGUGGAAAGAAACCAAGUUUUGGUCUUUUUCCAAUGGAUUUAUAUCUUAAUAAAUCAACAAAUACUACCGAAACAACUUUACCGGGUGGUCUAGUUUUAGCCUGUAAUGAUUAUCUAUGUUUAAUGAAACUAGGACAAGAUUUAUCUAGAGAUGGUAGUCUAACUGAAACGCAUGUAGCAUCAGUUAGUUGUGCAGUAUAUAAUCCUAAACUUAAACAAUUAAUAACAUGUGCUGAUAAUUCGAGCAUAGGUGCAUGGGAUAUUGAAUCAGGUCGAAAAGCAUAUUUUAUACUUGACGCACAUGAUGGUGAAGAAAUUACAUGUAUUGCUAUUGAUCGAUCAUAUCGAAAAGUUGCAACAGGAGCUCGAAAUGGUGUCAUUAAACUUUGGAAUAGUGCUAAUGGUCAAAAUCUUCUUGUAUUGCCAAGUGUACAAGAUGCAGAAAUUACGGGUAUAAUUUUCUUCGAUAAAGGCAUCAUCACAGUUGGAUGGUCAAGAAAAAUUGUUAAAUAUCCUGAUAUUAUUUCUGAACUUGUUGUACCUAAAGCUGAUUUAACAUGGCGUGGUUCACAAAUACAUCGUGAUGAUAUAUUAUGUUUAGACCAUUUAUUACCAGUUAGCAACAUAAUGUGUACAGCUUCGUAUGAUGGUGAAAUUAAUGUAUGGAGUAUUGAUACAGAAAAAUUAAUUAUGUGCUUACGUAAAGGAUCAGCAACUGAACUUCGUCGUUCGCCAUCGAAUUAUCGUCGAUCAUCAUCACGUCGUUCAAUGGCAAAUGGUCCAGUACCGACUGAUAAACUUCUAUUUCUUCGAUCUCGUGCUAAAGAAAACAUGAAAUUUGGUGUUUUAAUAUCAAGUGAAGGUGGUAAUCUAUACUGGUGGUCACUUUAUGGUGAACGUCGACAUAUGGGUGUGUUUCAUGGAUCAUCGAAAUCAGGUGAAUCAAUAUUAGCUAUGUGUACUGAUGCAAGCAAUCGAUAUUUGAUUUGUGGUGAUACUCAUGGUGAAAUACGUGUGUGGAAUAUAGAAAACUAUUGUUGCUCAACAGUAUCACCUGUUCUAUUCGACUCAACAACACCACCACUUGUACAUUUUUGGCAAGCACAUCUCUCACCGAUUAUUUUUUGUGAAUGGACUGAUUAUAAGGGACAAGGUGAUUUUAUAUUAACUGGAUCAACUGAUCAUACAGCACGGUUAUGGACAAUUAGUGGAGAAGAAAUUGGAAUUUUCGGACAACGACAACUAUGGGAUAUUGAAUUAAUAGUACCAUCAAGAAUGACAAUUGACGAUGAACAAAUAAGAGAAAAAAGUGCAAAUAACAAUGUCAAAGAUCUAUAUGAAAUUAAAUUGACAAUAGCAGAUAAAAUAAAUAAUUUACCAGUGCCUGAAAUUGCUAUUAACAUAGAAGACGAUGAUAGACGACCACUAUCAUCAUUUUCUCAACAUUCUGAAAUUACUAACCGAUCUAAAGUCACCGAGCCUAUAUUGCACUGGACAACACCAUCACCGCCUGUAAGUGGACUUGGCUUAUUGAUCGAACGAGGAUUAAACCAACAGAAAUUAAAACGACAAGAACGACGUCAUCGUUUUAGUGAAAUCGAUAGUCGUCAUUUAGCUAAAGGAGGCGUUUGUUACGCUCCAUUUGCUUUACUUUCAACUCAAGAUAUUGACGAUGGUAUAUCUAAUUUAAGUCAUCAUCAUUUGCACCCAAAAUCGACGGUCAUCGAAGAACUAUACAUGGGCAGUAAAAAUGAUUUGACAUCGAUAACAAGUGAAACAUCUAAAAGUCGACUCGUUCUUCCACCCAUUAUGCCACGUCAACGAACAUCAUCAUCAUUUGCAAGCAAUGCAACAUCAACAACAUCGACAGCAUUUGACGUUGACACAAGUAAUCGAUUUCCAUUAGCAUCAAGACACAAUACAUUUAUGAAGUCGAUUUCAGAAAUAUCUUAA
Messenger RNA from Rotaria socialis, 3378 nucleotides. NCBI's taxonomy places the organism in Eukaryota, Metazoa, Rotifera, Eurotatoria, Philodinida, Philodinidae. The record is from the annotation of a GenBank genome assembly.